GCGAAGCAGACUCCCUGCUGAGCAGGGAGCCCCAAUGUGGGACUCGAUCCCAGGACUCCAGGAUCAUGACCUGAGCCGAAGGCAGUCACUUAACCAACUGAGCCACCCAGGCGCCCGUGAUCACUGGAUUUAGCAACGUGGAAAUGACCUGGACCAGAGCAUUUCCGGUGGCAUGAUGGUUGCGAGGGCCGGAUCAGAGAGGGUUUGAGAGAGGAUGGGAGAAGAGGAACUGGAGACAGCGAGUACUGACAAUCUGUCAAGGAGUUUGGCUGUACAGAGGGGCAGAGAAGUGGGGCUGUUGCUGGAGGGAUGUCUGAUCAGUUAGUGAGCAGUGUCAGGUGGGGAGAGCUCAUGGGACCUGGGGCACAGCUUGAUCUUCCUAGAGCAUGAAUUCUUCAUCUGGAAGAGCAAGAGAGAAGGUGGAAACUGGACAGACACUGGCAGGUGGGAAGAUCUCCUGAUGACAGGACACCGCACCACGUUUACCAUGCAGCAUGUCAUGGGUGUGCCCCGCGUGUUGGUGCGGAGCGGCCUCCUUGGAAGGGACCUCUUUAUGAUCAGGACUCUCUGCAGCCCAGGCCCUAGCCAGCCCAGAAAGAAAGGACCUGAGGGUGUGGCCCUGGAGCUGUACCACCGCCUCACAGCCCUGGGAAGAGCCCUGGGGCACAACAUUCGGCAGCGAGCAUCCUCCACGGCCACGACAUGGUGGGACAGAUAUGAAGAGUUUGUCGGACUCAGUGAGGUUCGAGAGGCCCAGGGAAACGUGACUGAGGCAGAGAAAGUGUUCAUGGUGGCUCGAGGGCUUGUCCGAGAGGCUCGGGAGGACUUGGAAGUUCACCAGGCCAAGCUGAAGGAGGUGAGGGACCGCUUGGACCGCGUCUCCAGAGAGGAUAACCAGUACCUAGAACUGGCUACGCUGGAGCACCGGAUGCUGCAGGAGGAGAAGAGGCUUCGUGGAACCUAUCUGCGUGCUGAAGACUCGGAGCGAGAGAAGUUCUCCCUCUUCUCUGCAGCUGUGCGGGAAAGUCACGAGAAGGAGCGCACUCGAGCUGAGAGGACCAAGAACUGGUCCCUCAUUGGGUCAGUCCUGGGGGCCCUGAUUGGUGUGGCUGGCUCCACCUAUGUGAACCGUGUGCGGCUACAGGAGCUGAAGGCCUUGCUCUUAGAGGCACAGAAGGGGCCUGUGAGCCUCCAGGAGGCCAUCCGAGAACAGGCAUCCAGCUACUCCCUCCAGCAGAGGGACCUCCACGACCUCAUGGUGGACCUAAGGGGCCUGGUACAAGCUGGGCCUGGGCAGAGCUCUGUGGCCCAGGCAGGUGCUUCCCCGACCCGAGACAGAGAUGCAGAUGUCCUUUCAGCCACCUUGAAAGAGCAGCUCAGCCAUUCCAGGCAGGUCCGUUCCUGUCUAGAGGGUUUACGAAAGCGGCUUGAUGACUUGGAAAAGACUUUCAGCCAAACGGCUGAGUUGGUUCAGCUUGCAAAGGCUGCAGUGCAUCCGGGCCUGGUGGAGCCAGCAGAUGGGGCUCUGCCUGGCUCCUUGCUGGAGCAGGGGAGCAUGAUCCUGGCGCUGUCGGACAUGGAGCGGAGGCUAGAAGCCCAGGCCAACAGGAACACCAUCUGUAGCACGCUGGUCACCUCUGUGACAUUGGUGGCCAUACUGCCUGUGCUCUACAUGCUGUUCAGGGCCAGCUAGCCCCUGGAACCCCCUCCAGAGGCCCUGAGGGGAUAGGUGUGGAUAUGGAUUUAGUUAGGGAAUCCCAGCAGUGAAGUGAGCCUUCAGGGUGCACGCAACCUCAACCUGAGGCUGAGCGCCGUCUGUGUGGCUCACCAGCAGGCAUACUUUGCUCUUUAGAAAAUGCUCAUUUAUGUUAAUUAUCAAAACUGUGUGCUAAUGUCCAAUUAAAAUGUCUUUGGGUUUGUGUUAUUUA
Messenger RNA from Zalophus californianus (California sea lion), 1928 nucleotides. It is a transcript of the gene CCDC51, whose product is annotated as coiled-coil domain containing 51. The record is from RefSeq and is a predicted model, not a curated record. NCBI's taxonomy places the organism in Eukaryota, Metazoa, Chordata, Mammalia, Carnivora, Otariidae. The coding region runs from base 461 to 1693 and encodes 410 amino acids. The transcript has 4 exons.